Mauremys mutica (yellowpond turtle) is the source of this 2039-nucleotide messenger RNA. RefSeq names its product coagulation factor II, thrombin (gene F2). Gene Ontology annotation, molecular function: calcium ion binding; serine-type endopeptidase activity. Gene Ontology annotation, cellular component: extracellular region. NCBI's taxonomy places the organism in Eukaryota, Metazoa, Chordata, Testudines, Geoemydidae. The record is from RefSeq and is a predicted model, not a curated record. Gene Ontology annotation, biological process: positive regulation of blood coagulation; blood coagulation; proteolysis. The coding region runs from base 16 to 2022 and encodes 668 amino acids. The transcript has 14 exons.
UGGUUGAAAGUGAAAAUGCACGAAGGGGAGGGAAAGAAGCCAAGCGGAGGAGGGACAGCUGUCCCUGACACACCACACACCCUGACCUCCUGGGUCCUAUUUCUUCAUGUUGGUUCAACAUUAACCCAGACAGGGCUGGGACUUCUCUUGUCCUGCUCCCUCUUCAUUUCCCCUGCAGCUGAGGCAUAUACCAUGAGGCACAGCAGAGUCAGAGUGCUGAGCAGCCUGCUCCUUUUCUGCCUUCUGCACCUCGUGCUGAGCCAUGACAGGGUUUUCCUUGGGCAGCAGCAAGCGCUUUCCCUGCUCAAGCGCCCGCGACGUGCCAACAGGGGAUUCCUGGAAGAGGUGCUCGAAGGCAACCUGGAACGGGAGUGUCUAGAAGAGAAAUGUAGCUACGAGGAGGCCUACGAAGCCCUCGAGUCCACUGUUCUCACGGAUGAAUUCUGGAGGAAAUACAGGGAAUGUGAAUCCCCGGGGAAGCUCAGGACAGCACUGGAUGAGUGUUUGGCAGGAAACUGUGUAUCAGGAAGUGGGCAGAACUAUCGAGGGACAGUUUCUGUCACCAAGUCGGGGAUUGAAUGUCAGUUCUGGACAAGCAAAUUCCCUCACAGACCUGAGUUUAACGUCACCGCCAAUCUGGAUGCCAAUCUCACCAAGAAUUACUGCAGAAACCCAGACAACAACCCAAAUGGCCCCUGGUGCUACACCCGAGACCCAGCAGUGCGACGGGAGGAGUGUGCUGUUCCAGUGUGUGGUCAGAACAAGACCACAGUUCCAUUUAUUCCCCGGACUCCUCCACUGGACAAAACAAAGGAGCCAUGUGAAACAGACAAAGGGCUGUAUUACAAUGGGCAUCGCUCUGUCACCAUCUCUGGGGCCAAGUGUUUGCCAUGGGCCUCAGACAAGGCAAAGGAGCUGUCCCAUGGAACUAUGUUUCUCCCAGAAGUGAAGCUGGUGGAGAAUUAUUGCCGGAAUCCUGAUGGGGAUGAUGAAGGUGUUUGGUGUUAUGUGCAUCAUCCAAAUACUACCUUUGAGUACUGUGACCUGCACUACUGUGCGAGGCCUUUGGAUGAGAUGGACGACGUAAUAGCAGGGCGGACCAUUACCCAAGAGCACCAAACCUUCUUUGAUGUUAAGACUUUUGGUUCAGGUGAAGCAGAUUGUGGCACCCGUCCCCUGUUUGAGAAGAAAAAGAUUUCUGAUAAGAGUGAGCAGGAGCUGUUGGCAUCCUACAUUGGGGGCCGGAUUGUAAAGGGGGAAAAUGCAGAAGUUGGCAGUGCCCCCUGGCAGGUGAUGCUUUUCAGGAAGAGUCCACAGGAGUUGCUGUGUGGUGCCAGCCUCAUCAGCGACCGCUGGGUCCUUACUGCUGCCCACUGCCUCUUUUACCCACCCUGGGACAAGAACUUCACCACAGAUGACAUCUUGGUGCGGAUUGGGAAGCACCAGAGAACAAAGUACGAGCGGAACACAGAGAAAAUCGCCAUGCUGGAUAAAAUCAUCAUCCAUCCCAAGUACAACUGGAAAGAGAACCUGGACCGAGACAUUGCACUGAUGCUCCUGAAGAAACCCAUAGUCUUCAGCGACCACAUCCACCCUGUCUGCCUGCCCACCAGGGAGCUGGUGCAGAGCCUGAUGCUGACAGGAUUCAAAGGGCGGGUAUCUGGAUGGGGAAAUCUGUAUGAGACCUGGAGCUCUGGCACCGCUGCACUGCCCUCAGUUCUGCAACAGGUGAACCUCCCCAUAGUCAGCCAGGAUACCUGCAAGACAUCCACUAACAUCAAACUCACUGACAACAUGUUCUGUGCAGGAUACAGUCCUGAAGACUCCAAGAGAGGGGAUGCUUGCGAGGGGGACAGCGGGGGCCCUUUUGUCAUGAAGAGCCCAGUAGAUAACCGCUGGUAUCAGGUGGGGAUCGUCUCAUGGGGAGAAGGCUGUGAUCGUGAUGGUAAAUACGGAUUUUAUACACAUGUAUUCCGCUUGAAGAAAUGGAUGCUAAAAACCAUCAACAAAUACGGGAAAUAAAGAAAGCAUCUGUCACA